This is a messenger RNA of Apis cerana (Asiatic honeybee), 3069 nucleotides long. Its product is annotated as solute carrier family 53 member 1. Lineage: Eukaryota; Metazoa; Arthropoda; Insecta; Hymenoptera; Apidae. The record is from RefSeq and is a predicted model, not a curated record. Gene Ontology annotation, molecular function: inositol hexakisphosphate binding; phosphate transmembrane transporter activity. Gene Ontology annotation, biological process: phosphate ion transport; cellular response to phosphate starvation. Gene Ontology annotation, cellular component: Golgi apparatus; cytoplasm; plasma membrane.
UUAUUAUAUAUGUUAGUGCAGUUAAUAAAAUUGAAAUAUUACAAUUAUCAAGUUAAUUAAUUUAAAAAAAAAUGAAAUUUGCAGAGCACUUAAAUGCUCAUAUUACACCAGAAUGGAGAAAACAAUAUAUAAAUUAUGAGGAAAUGAAAGCGUUGCUCUAUGCAGCAGUAGAACAAGCACCAGCUGCAGAUAUAACAGAAUCACAUAUAUUAGAACGUUAUUUUAAUAAAUUUGAUGAACAAUUUUUUCAUUAUUGUGAUAAAGAGUUAGCAAAAAUAAAUACAUUUUAUUCAGAAAAAUUAGCAGAAGCAACGCGUAGAUUUGCAACUCUCAAUAAUGAAUUAAGUGAAAUUCUAUCUGCUUCUGAAAAUGGACAAGGAAAUCAUAAAAUCCGUUAUCGUAAUAAUAUUUUGCAUAAAAAGCCAGUUUCAGCACGAAAACUUCAAGAAUUAAAAUUAGCUUUUUCUGAAUUUUACCUUUUUCUUAUUUUACUUCAAAAUUAUCAGAAUCUUAAUUUUACUGGAUUUAGAAAAAUAUUAAAAAAACAUGAUAAACUUUUAAAUAUAGAUCUUGGAGCAAAAUGGAGAGCAGAACAUGUAGAUACAGCAUUAUUUCAUACUCAUAAAGAUAUAGAUAGACUCAUUGCAGAAACAGAAGCAUUGGUUACCAGAGAUUUAGAACAUGGAGAUAGACAACGUGCUAUGAAACGUUUAAGAGUUCCUCCUCUUGGAGAACAACUUUCUCCAUGGAUUACAUUUAAAGUGGGACUUUUUUCAGGGGCUUUUAUUGUUCUUCUUAUAGCAGUAAUACUUUCAGGUGCACGUUACAGGAAUAAUAAUAAUUGGCGAGUUUUAUGUAGAUUAUAUCGUGGACCACUUCUUAUGAUUCAAUUUCUUUUUCUUAUGGGAAUUAAUGUAUAUGGAUGGAGAUCUUCUGGUGUAAAUCAUGUUUUAAUAUUUGAACUUGAUCCUCGAAAUCAUUUAUCAGAACAGCACAUUAUUGAAAUGGCUAGUGUGUUUGGAUUAGUUUGGUCUUUAUCAAUUUUAGGUUUUUUAUAUAGUGAAACAUUGGGAAUACCACCAUUUGUUCAACCUAUGUUAUUAUAUAUAUUACUAGCUUUAUUUUUGUUUAAUCCAACAAAAACAUUACGUUAUGAAGCUAGAUUUUGGGCACUCCGUGUAUUGGGUAGGAUAUUUUGUGCGCCGUUUUUUUAUGUUGGAUUUGCUGAUUUCUGGCUAGCUGAUCAACUUAAUUCUCUACAUACUGUUUUCUUAGACUUUCAAUAUUUUGUUUGCUUUUAUGUACAAAAUUCUUCGUGGACCACUGUCACUGAUGCUGAAACUUGUAUUAUGCGCGAACUUUCAAUGAGACCAUUUGUGGCUUGUUUGCCAGCAUGGUUCCGAUUUGCACAAUGUUUACGGCGAUAUAGAGAUACAAAAGAAGCUUUUCCUCAUCUUAUGAAUGCAGCAAAAUAUGCUACUAGUUUUUUCGUUGUAAUAUUUUCUUACUUACAUUUAACUAAUGCUAAGUAUUAUGUAUUAUCUACUGAAAAUCCUUAUUUUUAUUUGUGGAUAACUGCAAGUAUUAUGAGUUCUUGUUUUACAUAUACAUGGGAUAUAAAAUUAGAUUGGGGAUUAUUUGAUAGUAAUGCAGGAGAAAACAAAUUUCUUAGGGAAGAAAUUGUUUAUUCUUCUCCAUAUUAUUAUUAUUUUGCAAUAAUCGAAGAUUUUAUACUUCGUUUUGGUUGGGCAUUUUCAUUGUCUCUUACUGAAAUGGGAUACGUACAUGCAGAUUUAAUGGUUUCUAUAAUCGCACCAUUAGAAGUAUUCAGGGUGUUCCAAAAUUCACGCAAGAUUUGAAUUUUGCGCCAUUUGUGCGGUAAAGUAUUGCCAAUGAAAAAAAAAGACAGCAUGAUAGCUGAUAGUUCAGGAUUAUUAAAAAUGGAGCGCUAUACGAAAGAACAACGUGUUUUCAUUGUUAAGCAAUAUUUUAAAAAUAAGGUUUGCUAGCUACAGUUCGCAAUUUUCAUACAAAAUAUCGAAAUAAUCAGAAUAGAUUUUUUCAUCAACUGUGAAGAGAUUAUUUAAAAAAUUUAGAGAAAUUGGAUCAAUUAGUGAUCUUAAACAUUCUGGCCAUCUUUCAACAAAUCAUUCAAUAUAAAACAUCGAAGCAGUUUGUGAGAAUAUUGCUGAGAAUUCAGGGACAUCAAUUCGACAUUAUGGUCAAGAAUUGAAUAUUUCGAGAAGUUCUCUAUAGUUCUCUAUAUAUAAUAUUCUUACGAAAGAUUUACAUCUUCAUACUUACAAAGUUUAAUUGACUCAAGAACUAAAGUCUACUGACCAUGCAAUAAAACUUAUUGACAACGAAUAGAGUUCAUUGAAUAGAUUAUAGAACAACAAGUGGAUGCUGAUUUUUUAAACAAAAUCAUCUUCAGCAAUGAAGCUCAUCUUUUCAUCUUGAUGGAUUAGUUAAUCAACAAAAUUGUCUUAUUUGGGGUUCAAAAAAACUCACAAGUGAUUGUUGAGAAACAAAUACAUCCAUAACAUGUUACUAUUUGGUGCAGAUUUUGGGCUGAAGGCAUCAUCGGAUCAUUUUUUUUCGAAAAUGCGGCUGGUCAGGUAAUAAUGAUUCUCGUUCACAUCGCAACAUGAUCCAAUUUUUUGUGCUUAAAUUGUAAGAUAUGAAUGAACGACAUAUAAUUUCAAUAUGAUUUCAUAAUGCCAUAUGCUAUACAGCCCGAGAAACAAUUUAAUUAUUGUAUGAGUUAUUUCCUUCAUGUAAUUUCCCAUUUUGGUGAUUAAAAUUGGCCGUCCAGAUCGUGCGAUUUAACGCCAUUGGAUUUUUUUCUUUGGGAUUCCUUCAAAUCUAAGAUUUAUGCUGAUAAGUUCACGAUCAUUCACACCUUAAAGAAGGAAAUUGAACGCUGUAUCAACGAAAUUCAGCCACAUUUAUGCAAAAAGCAAGAGUGCGUAUGUGUUGGAGGCCAUUUAUCCGAUAUGCUGUUCCAUACAUAACCCUAUAUUAUAUAUUUUAUAAAUCAAUAAAAAAUUUACAAUUUUUAAUUAUAAA